Molecule: messenger RNA, 1404 nt
Organism: Sodiomyces alkalinus F11
Lineage: Eukaryota; Fungi; Ascomycota; Sordariomycetes; Glomerellales; Plectosphaerellaceae
Product: phosphatidate cytidylyltransferase
Exons: 5
Coding region: 1-1404 (467 amino acids)
Cellular component (GO): endoplasmic reticulum membrane
Molecular function (GO): phosphatidate cytidylyltransferase activity
Source: RefSeq, a predicted model, not a curated record
AUGCCGCGUGCCAAGCGAGGGGUUCGAUUCCCUCACAAGGCCAACAACAAUGGCCAUACUUCUGACCGCCGCUCGAGCUUCAGCGACUUCAGCGAAGAGGGUUCCUCUCCAGCAAAACCCAGAUCGUCUUCUCAGUCGCAACAUCAGACCCUCCACGAGAUCAAAGAGCGUCAGGCUCCCGAAGACGAGAAACGCGCCGCGUACGAGAAGAAAAAGGCCAACUUCAUCACCCGCACCUUCUGGACCUUUGUCAUGGUCGCCGGCUUCCUGACCGCCCUCUUCAUGGGCCACAUCUACAUCAUCUGCGUCAUCACCGUCAUCCAGGUCGUCUCCUUCAAGGAGGUCAUUGCCAUCUCCAGCGUCCCGACCCGCGCCCGCAAGCUACGCCCCUCCAAGAGUCUGAACUGGUACUGGCUGGCCACCACCAUGUACUACCUCUACGGCGAAUCUGUCAUCUACUAUUUUAAGCACAUCGUUCUCGUUGACAAGGUUCUCCUGCCUCUGGCCACCCAUCAUCGCUUCAUCAGCUUUCUUCUCUACAUCUUUGGCUUCGUCUUCUUCGUCACCACCCUUCACGCCGGCCACUUCAAGUUCCAGUUCACCCAGUUCGCCUGGACGCACAUGGCCCUGUACCUCAUCGUCGUCCAGGCUCACUUCGUCAUGAAUAACGUCUUCGAGGGCAUGAUCUGGUUCUUCCUCCCCGCUACCCUCGUCAUCACCAACGACAUCUUCGCCUACGUCGUCGGCAUCACCUUUGGCCGCACUCAGCUCAUCAAGCUGUCGCCCAAGAAGACGGUGGAGGGUUUCCUCGGCGCGUGGCUCAUGACCCUCGUGGGGGGCGUCAUCACCACAAAGAUUCUGAUGCACUCCAGCUACUUCAUCUGUCCUGUCAAUGACCUCGCUGCCAAUAUCUUCACUGGCCUCGAAUGCGAGCCCAAUCCCGCUUUCCUGCCCAAGGUGUACAGCCUUCCCCACUACUUCUUCCUACCGCCCAACGCCAACCUCUCCUUCACCAUCACCCCUAUCCAGCUCCACACCCUGGUUCUGGCCACCUUCGCUUCCCUCAUCGCGCCCUUUGGCGGCUUCUUCGCCUCUGGCUUGAAGCGGACCUUCAAGAUCAAGGAUUUCGGCGACUCCAUCCCUGGCCAUGGCGGCAUGACCGAUCGCAUGGACUGCCAGUUCAUCAUGGGCUUCUUCACCUACGUAUACUACCACACUUUCAUUGCCAUCAAUAAGGCCGCCAGCCUCGGUACUGUUAUGGAACUGGCCAUCACUGGCUUGACCCUCGACGAGCAGAAGGAGCUGAUCCGGGGCAUGGCACGCUACCUCUCCAACCAAGGUGUUGCUCAUAGCGAUGAACUUUACGAGUGCAUCGAUAAGUCUCUGGCGCAGGGUCUGUCAUGA